Cyphellophora attinorum is the source of this 2646-nucleotide messenger RNA. RefSeq names its product putative 12-oxophytodienoate 4. Gene Ontology annotation, biological process: DNA-templated transcription; positive regulation of transcription by RNA polymerase II. The coding region runs from base 1 to 2646 and encodes 881 amino acids. The transcript is spliced from 4 exons. Gene Ontology annotation, cellular component: nucleus. NCBI's taxonomy places the organism in Eukaryota, Fungi, Ascomycota, Eurotiomycetes, Chaetothyriales, Cyphellophoraceae. Gene Ontology annotation, molecular function: sequence-specific DNA binding; zinc ion binding; FMN binding. The record is from RefSeq and is a predicted model, not a curated record.
AUGCAGUCGACUGGCACAAAAGUGGUCGCUCCAUCGGCCAUUCCAGCGACAGGUUGGAAGUACCAUCACAUCCCAGGCAAUCCUGGCCACACCACCAACAUUCACGCCGUGUCAGAUCCCAGCGCCCUGAUCGAAACCUACCGCCGCGCCGCCCUGCUCGCCAACAAGGCCGGCUUCGAUGGAGUCGAACUGCUCUGCCAGGGCGGCUUCCUCCCCCAUCAAUUUCUCUCCUCACGCUCCAACAUCCGCACCGACGCGUACGGCGGCUCCGUGGAGAAUCGUUGCCGUUUCGUGCUCGAGCUCGUCUGUAUGCUUGGCGAGACAACGCCGGGCGGGCUGAACCGGGUCAUUGUGAAGAUGGCGCCCUGCGAUGUGCUCAAUGACUCCGUCGUUGGGUACGACGAAAUGAUCGAGACGUACACGUACCUGAUUGGGAAACUGGUCGAGAUGGGCCUCGGAGCGAUUUGUAUUUCUCGACGAGGAGGGAGGCAUGAAAGUAGGGAUGGAAUGUUUGAGCGCCCUCCCGAAGGCGAGUUCGCGCUCCCGGAGGGGUUUGAUGCAGUGCUGGAAUUUGGGCCGCUGGUCAAGCGGAAGGGUAGCCGAACGCUUUUGAUAGCUGCUCAGGAUUACAGUGCGGAAGAGGCGGAGAGAACGGUGGCGGAGGGGAAGGCUGAUAUGGUGCAGUUGGGCAGGGCAUUUGUCUGGAAUGCGGAUUUGGUUGGGAGAAUUGGGAAGGGGUUGCCGCUGGCGGAGAAUGGGAGGGGUGGAUGGGUGCUUUACGGACCUGGGCCAGGUGGCUGUGUGGAUGAAGGCAUUGACGAUAGCUCUCCUCCGCCCACGCCAAGGCCAAUCGAGAACCCGAGACUUGACGUUGGUCACGAACGGCUGCGCGUGCCUCAUACGGAGCAUCCCGUAGCAGAAAGCGGUCAGCCGUCCCGUCGAGCCUCAGUCGAAGCUGAAGCUGCAUUCGACAACGGUCUCCAUGUUGGCCCAACAAGCGGAGUAGCAUUUCUCUACAGGUGGGCUGAAGAAGGCUUCAAUGAGGCUGCGCCCACCGCCGAUGCGACUCCGCUUACGAGCUAUGGCGACACAAGCAUUCCGCAAGUCGCGAAAGCGCCACUACCGGACCUUGCUGAAGGGAAGGCAUUGAUAGAACACUACUUUCGCUUCUCAAUGCCCACAUUCCGCUUCUUUCAUCAGCAGACUCUCGAACGCUGUAUGCAGGACCUCGUCCUACGCAAGCCGCUACCAUCCAUUCAGGCGGCGAGUGUGCUAGUUGUGCUUUCGCAUGCCUUGAUGUACAGCGAAGACGCCCCCACAGCGCCAUAUCGGAUAUCUGAGAGGAGCUUGUCGUAUCUGCAACAGGCCAGGACGCUCUUCAACAAUGAGGUUGGACCAGCGUCGGUGGCCAGUGUAGAGGCCCGGGUGGCUGCUUGCCUCGUCUUGCUGAGCAUAUCCCACUUCAACGAGUGUCGCUACCUCUUCGCCAUGGUUCAUGCCUUGGUCAUCUCGCUUGGCAUCCACCGCAGGACCCCAAAGCAGUACAAGAUGUCUCCACUCGAAUCUCAACGCCGCAAGCGCGUCUUUUGGAGCUUCUACGGCAUCGAUGGCUAUGUGUCGGUCCUGCUUGGACAGCCUCGCCUAUUACGAGACGAAGAUGUGGACCAGGAGUACCCCGACAAUGUUGAAGACGUUCUUCUUGAUACAGCUACCGAUCUAAGUCAGUGUCCUCAUCACGGGACGUUGGAGGCUGCACUCUACCAUGCGCGUCUGGCUCGACUGUUCGCUAAAGCCAACGAUAUGCUUUACCCGAUCCAAUCGCUAUCCACCGUCGAGAUCCUGCGUCGAAGCGAGGUCAUGAUCGAUGCACUUGAUGACCUGCAGCGAGAACUGCCGGCGUAUCUUCAGCCUCGACUUGCGGCCUCCAUCGGGGUGCUUCCACAUGAGCGGCAGAAUACCGUCCUCAGCCUUGCCUUUAGUCACGCCUACAUUCUGGCCACGCGAAGAACGAUACUGCUGAAGACCACGGGCGAGUCGUACCAGGCAGAAGACCGAGAGCGGCACCAACGAAGCAUUCGGACCUGUGUCAGUGCAAUCUGCUCCAUGGUGGACCGAGUGCAUCACAUGAUUGAGCACAAGCGACUGCUCUGGGGCUUCUGGCUCACGCAGUACGUCAUGACAGCCGCUAUAUCGACGUUCCUGGUCUUCAAGCUGGAACAUGCUCGUCAGAAUGUGUCGUACGAGGCAUCCAGUGUUGACCUUCGAGAAUAUUAUGCGAAAGCAGAUGAGAUCCAGAAAUACCUGUCCUUGAUCGCACCUGAGGGCUCCCAGGCGAGACGUCAUCAUCAGCUACUUGAGCGAUUGAAGCAGAGAGCGAAUCGCGCCCAUCUGAAAGCCAGAACGUCGCGACAUGGAGAAGAGACCACAAAAGGUGCUAUUCGGGCAACAUCAUUGAACGCAGAUACGACGCUCUCACCACGUCUUGAUAUUUAUGAUGAGUAUGCUCCAGCAAGCAACGCCAAUGCCGAUCAGCUCACCCCGAACAUGUUUGACUAUGCAUUCCUGGAUGCUUCUUCCUGGCAAUUCCUCGAUCAACUUGGCUCGGCAGACUUCGACUACACCCCAGACCUAUGGAGCAUUCCGUGA